AUGAUUACUUACGCGCUGGCGGAGCUGGGAGGCGCCUCCGACCGCUCCGCCAUCGCCGGAUUCAUCGCCGCGCGCUUCACCGGCCUCCCCGUCAGCCACGACGCGCUCCUCUCCGCCCACCUCCGCCGCCUCGUCACCCAGGGCGUCCUCUGCACCUCCGGAUUAUUCUCCUACUUCUUCUCCUCCGACCACCACCACCACUCGCCCACCACUAGGAGGCCACACAGUCCCGAUCUCGAUUCCGAUGAUCAGUCUGGGUUCCACUUCCAGAGUAGCAGUGAGGAGGAGGAGGACGACGAAGAUGAUGCUGCCUACACUCCUCUGCCUGUGCCUGUUCCUGUUCAUGUUCUGGGAGAGAAGCGAGGCCGGGGGCGCCCGCGGAAGAAGGUUGUGGUUAUGCUGUCUGCUCACACCACCACUGCUGCAGCAACGCCUGAACCCUGUCUUGCAAAGGGAGAGCAAACACAGCAUUCUGCUGCUGCUAGGUCUGUGCUCUCUCUAUCUGGGGAUGCAGCUUACUCGGUGACUAAGCGAGGCCGUGGGAGACCAAGGAAGCUACAGCCGUCCCCCUCCCUGGGAGGCGGCGAUACGUCAACUGGUGGCAUCAUCAAGAUCAAGAGAGGGCGUGGGAGGCCGAGAAAGGAGGAUCAACAAUCACAGGAAGCAGCAACAAAGCCUCUUCCAACUACAACCGCGUCGUCAACUGUUGGCAUCAUCAAGAUCAACAAGAGAGGGCGUGGGAGGCCGAGAAAGGAGGAGAAACAAUCACAGGAAGCAACAAAUCCUCUUCCCACUCCAACCGCGUCGUCAACCGGUGGCAUCAUCAAGAUCAAGAGAGGGCGUGGGAGGCCGAGAAAGGAGGACCAACAAUCACAGGAAGCAACAAUGCCUCCUCCAACUCCACCAGCGUCAAGGCGGGGGAUUAAGGUAGGGUGUGGAAGACCAAUGCUAGCUCCUACAGGGUCUCCUGGGAGUGGGACUGGGAGGCCACUAAUGAUAGACAAGCACCCACCAGAAACUGCAAGGUGCUCUGUUGAUGCUACGUCGUCAGUAAUCAAGAGACCGCGCGGGAGGCCAAGAAUGUACAGACUAUCAGCAGAAGAAACUGGAGAUGCAACACCUGCUCCUCCUCAAACUGGAUAUUCGAUGGGAGUCAAGAGAGCUCAUGGUUGGCCAAUUAAGGAGAACCCAGCAGCAGCAGCAGCAAUGUCUGGUGAAACUGGAGAUGUUGCAUCGGCCGGAAUCAAGAUAGGGGGCGUGCAACCGGAAGUGGAGAAGCCAACAGCAGCAAUGUCUACUCAAGCCGGGGAUGUUGGGUCAACGGGAAUCAAGAGAGGGGGUGAGCAACUAGAAGUGGAAAUGCCAGCAGCAGCAAUGUCUGCUCAAGCUGGAGAUGCAACACCUGCUGAAUUAACUGGAGCUGCAAGGCUCAUGGAAGCUGGAGAUGCAAGGCCUGCUGAAUUAACUGGAGCUGCAAGGUUCAUGGAAGCUGGAGAUGCAACGCCUGCUGAAUUAACUGGAGCUGCAAGGUUCAUGGAAGCUGGAGAUGCAAGGCCUGCUGAAUUAACUGGAGCUGCAAGGUUCACGGAAGCUGGAGAUGCAAGGCCUGCUGAAUUAACUGGAGGUGCUGCGUCGACGGGGAUCAAGAGAGGGCGUGGGAGGCCAAGAAAGGACAAGACAGCAGCAGCAAUGCCUGCUGACGCUGCGUCGACGGGGAUCAAGAGAGGGCGUGGGAGGCCAAGAAAGGACAAGACAGCAGCAGCAGCAAUGCCUGCUGACGCUGGGUCUGCGGGGAUCAAGAGAGGGCGUGGGAGGCCAAGAAAAGAGAAGAAGCCAGCAGCAGCAAUGUUGGCUGAAACUGAAGCUGGAGAUACUGUGUCAACUGGGAUGAAGGGGGCGCUUGAGAAUCCAAUAUCAGGUAAUGUCGUGUCAACUGGAACCAAUGGAGCACUUCUUAGAACGGAGAAUCCAGCGGCAGGUGAUUUUGUGUCCAUGGUAAUGAAGAGAGGGCCUUGCUUUGAUUGA
Molecule: messenger RNA, 2025 nt
Organism: Triticum turgidum subsp. durum (durum wheat)
Lineage: Eukaryota; Viridiplantae; Streptophyta; Magnoliopsida; Poales; Poaceae
Source: the annotation of a GenBank genome assembly